Molecule: messenger RNA, 1063 nt
Organism: Chara braunii
Lineage: Eukaryota; Viridiplantae; Streptophyta; Charophyceae; Charales; Characeae
Source: the annotation of a GenBank genome assembly
GCCGACGGUUUUGCCUCUCGGGCUCUCUCUCUCUCUCCCGUCGUGCGCCCGUCCGUUUUUCUUUCUCCCCUGCUGCCACGUGUCCUUCGCCGGCGUUCUCUCUCGUUGCACGAUUGCUCAUUUCCCCCGACUCCCAUCCCCGCCCCCCCUCUCCCCCCCCCCCAACCCAAUUGCUUCCUCUUUUUUUUCCCCCAAUUUUUAAUUCCUUUCAUAACUGCCUUUUGAUUGGUUGCCAAGCUCCCACCAAUGAGGAAGCUUCGUUUUCAUGAGCAGCGGCUUUUGCGCAAAGUCAACUUUUUGGAAUGGAAGAAGGAACGCAACUUACGCGAAGUGAAAGCCAUUCGGAACUAUCGACUUACGAAUCGAGACGAUUACAAUAAGUACAACAAGCUUUGUGGCAUGGUGACCAAAUUAGUGAAUAAUAUCAAGAAGCUGGACUCAACGGAUCCUUUCCGUAUCGAGAUGACGGAGCAGCUACUAGAAAAACUGUACAACAUGGGCAUCAUUGCAUCACAAAAGAGUUUGGCAGUGUGCGACAAACUGAGCGCAACGUCAUUUUGCAGGAGGCGGCUUGCAGUGAUGCUCGUGAGGCUCAAAUUUACAGAGAACCUUGUGGAGGCGGUCACGUUCAUCGAACAAGGCCGGGACGGUGACGCCGACAACGCUUCACCGGAGGAAGUAACCUGAGCGAGUGACAAUUACCUGUCGAGUAGAAGUUUUGAGUCGUGGAAUAGAUCUAUUCCAGGAGUGAUGGAGAGAGGGAGGGAGAGAGGAAGGGAGGGAGAGAGGGAGAUACGGAGGGAUAGAGGGAGAGAGGGAGGCAAUUCAAUACUUCAGUUGGCAGGUUUGCAAAGUUUAUGACCGGAAACCUUGUCGAAGUGAACUCGUUAUUGUGAUGUGGGUUUUUUUAUUUUUAUUUUUUUUUUAGUUUAGAACUUCAGAACUCUUUGUGAGUCCUUUGUGCGUGAGAUUGCAGACAGCAAACCUUGCGGCAUGCGGGAAAGUCUCUCGGAGAAGAGCGUUUGAACUGUCACGGCCUUGGCAACAAAAGUCGUGUGUUCAA